Marmota monax (woodchuck) is the source of this 5304-nucleotide messenger RNA. Its product is annotated as rap guanine nucleotide exchange factor 6-like. Gene Ontology annotation, molecular function: protein binding. NCBI's taxonomy places the organism in Eukaryota, Metazoa, Chordata, Mammalia, Rodentia, Sciuridae. Gene Ontology annotation, biological process: positive regulation of ERK1 and ERK2 cascade; signal transduction. The record is from RefSeq and is a predicted model, not a curated record.
GAAUAUCAGGAGGCUUGGAUCAUUGAGAACCAUCUUUGAGAUUAGCUGACACAGAUUGUAAAACAAAAAUUUAAUUUCAUUAAACUCAUGUCCAUAUGUAUUUAAAACAGAAUAAUAAUGUCCAAAGUUUGUGAAUUAGCUUCUUAAAAUUUUUCAAGAAUCAUAUUUUUAUUUUCCUAGCUUAAAUUUUUGGGUAAAACUUAAUGCAUAUUCCUCUGUGUAAUUUAUUAAAGAAUUUAGUACAUAAUUAGUUGGCAAGUUGAAUAUUAAAUAUGUUGAUGUUAUCUUUGAGGAACAAAGGAUUACUCAACAUCAAGUAUAUAUUGUUAGGAUUCAAUUAACAUUUUCUCAUAGAUUUUCUUUUUAUACUAGUCAUAUUGCUGUUCAAAUCAUAAGAUGCUCUUGCUAAUAACAGCCAUAAUUUAUAUCAGUAAAGAUCAAAAUAUUUGAACAUUCGUUACCAUUCCAAAGAUAUAUUAUUUAAUAAGAACAUUAUCUGGACAGAAACUGGAAGUACUUUUGUCAUGGAGAAAGGUGUUUUUGUUUUUGUCUUUUGCAAUGUUGAGUAUCAAAUCCUCAAACAUACUUAGGCAAGCACUUAACUUCUGAGUACAUCCCCAGCCUGAAAGUGCAUUUUUAAUGGUAAAGAAUUACAUGCUACGCUGUCUUCAGAGUUUUUUAGAAAUUGAAAUGUAAGUAUUUCCAAUUAUUCUGUGAGCAUAGAGCUCCUUAUGGUUAUUUCUGUUAAAGCCUCUGGGUAGCUAUCUGUUUCUCCUUUUUUCUUUCUUCCUUCUUUGCCACUACCUCUCUGCUAGAGCCAUUAAUUCAGAAACUGGCAAGGGACGUUAAGGGAUUGAGAAAAGAUAGAUAAACACAUAGAAAGUUGUACCAAGUGGGACACCAUCUUCUGAUAGAGUAACAGUGACCCAGAGGUAGCUCAGCACAUUUAUUAUAUAGGUUUUAUUAUCAAAAGGUUAUUUGUGGGAAGGUUUCUGCAAAGCAGGCAAACUAAAGGACGCAGCACUGGGGAGACAUUAGCGUUAUCUAACUAUGCUCAGAGUAGUUCUCUAUCCCUGGGAGCUGGUGCCUGAGCUCAAGGUCCAGACUGAUAUAACUCCAUGCCUUUGCACAGUUUCUUCAAGCCAGGUGUCACCAUAGCAACUGAGCAAUCUUGAUCUGUACAAAGGUACAGGUCAGAGAAAACACAGGCAGUCACAAAUCAUGAUCCAAGUCACUGCUUUCCACGCUUCUUUUUUUUUUUUUUUCUUUUAAUCCCCUGCCAUACUGAGAAUUGAAGCCAGGGUCUUCCACAUGUGAGACAAGCACUCUGCCACUGAGCCAUAUCCCCAGUCUUCUUAUUUCUUUGAAACAUGAUCUUAUUAAGUUACCCAGGCUGUCCUCAUGUCCUCAUGAUCCUCAUGCCUCUGUUUCCUGAAUAGCUGGGAUUAUAGGCAUGUUCCGCCACCCGCAGUCUGUUUCUCCCUUGUAUUUAUCUUUAUUGUUCAUGUGUUUGUAUACUAAAAAAUGCCUGAGGAACCCAUCAGCCUUUAUUGUAGUACAUAGUUGCUUUGACAAAUCUUGUACUACAUUACACAUUUGUUACUCCUAACAGUUAUUUAUUGGCAUUGAUGAGUUACAUUUAAAAAAAGAAAGAAAAAUCCCUAGCCAAUAAGAUUAAAGACUUUUUUCAUUAAUCUGUUAGGUCUAAGGGCAUCACUAAUCCAAAAUACAAUGGCAUCUCAGGCUAGGUAAAUUAGAUAAGCCUUCCAGCUUUAUCUCACUUUGAGUUCAUUGUUUUCUCUAGGGGUUAUAAAUUCUGGUAUCUUUCCAUAUGCCCAUAUUUUAUGUAUGAAUCUGAAUAUACAUGUAAAGUAAAUAACUGAUAUUUUUUUCAGUCAAUGGUCUUUGUAAUCUGGCUUUCUCUACUCUAGCAGCAUAAAUUCACAAGUCAGUUAUGGAAUUGGAUAUUGAAGUCUAGAUUUUAUUCUCUUUUAAUGUAUCAUCCUAAAAUUUGUUUUUUAUAGAACAAUUACUUGAAUUUAUGCACCAGCUUCCUGCUUUUGCAAACAUGACCAUGUCUGUAAGGAGAGAGCUCUGCUCAGUGAUGAUUUUUGAAGUGGUGGAUCAGGCUGGAGCUAUUAUUCUUGAGGAUGGGCAAGAGCUUGAUUCAUGGUAUGUCAUUUUAAAUGGCACUGUAGAAAUUAAUCAUCCAGAUGGAAAAGUUGAAAAUCUCUUUAUGGGAAAUAGUUUUGGAAUUACUCCCACUCUUGAUAAGCAGUACAUGCGUGGUAUUGUCAGAACUAAAGUAGAUGAUUGUCAGUUUGUCUGCAUAGCCCAGCAGGAUUAUUGGAGAAUUUUAAAUCAUGUGGAAAAAAAUACCCAUAAAGUUGAAGAAGAAGGAGAAAUUGUUAUGGUGCAUGAGCACCGCGAAUUAGACCGGAGCGGAACCAGGAAAGGACACAUCGUAAUCAAGGCAACACCUGAGCGUCUCAUUAUGCAUUUAAUAGAAGAACAUUCCAUUGUGGACCCAACUUAUAUAGAAGAUUUCUUAUUAACUUAUAGGACAUUUCUUAAAAGUCCUUUGGAUGUUGGAAUCAAGCUUUUGGAAUGGUUUAAGAUUGACAGCUUAAGGGAUAAGGUGACACGGAUUGUAUUAUUAUGGGUAAAUAAUCAUUUUAAUGAUUUUGAAGGUGAUUCUGCUAUGACUCAGUUUCUGGAAGAAUUUGAAAAAAAUCUGGAAGAUACAAAAAUGAAUGGUCAUCUUAGGUUAUUGAAUAUCGCCUGUGCUGCAAAGGCUAAGUGGAGACAGGUUGUGCUACAAAAGGCUUCUCGAGAGUCACCUUUGAAUUUCAGCCUUAAUGGAGGAAGUGAGAAGGGAUUUGGUAUUUUUGUUGAAGGAGUAGAACCUGGUAGCAAAGCUGCUGAUGCAGGACUGAAACGUGGUGAUCAGAUAAUGGAAGUAAAUGGACAGAAUUUUGAGAAUAUUACAUUUGCAAAGGCCCUUGAAAUUUUGAGGAAUAAUACUCAUCUUGCACUAACUGUGAAGACCAAUAUUUUUGUAUUCAAAGAGUUGCUUAGUAGGAUUGAACAAGAGAAAUAUGGUGUUCCUCAUAUUCCAAAAAUUGCUGAAAAAAAAAAUAAUCGGCAUUCAAUUCAAGAUGUCCCAGGAGAUAUUGAACAGACAUCACAGGAGAAAGGAAAUAAGAAAGUUAAAGCAAAUACUGUUUCAGGUGGAAGAAACAAAAUCAGGAAAAUUCUGGAUAAAACAAGAUUUAGUAUCUUGCCUCCAAAGCUAUUUAGUGAUGGAGGCCUGAGCCAAUCACAAGAUGACAGCAUUGUGGGAACAAGGCAUUGUAGACACAGCCUAGCUAUAAUGCCUAUUCCUGGAACACUCUCAUCCAGUAGCCCUGAUCUCCUGCAGCCUACUACCAGCAUAUUGGACUUUUCUAAUCCUUCAGCUGUUGGUUUUUACUAUAUUCCUGAUCAAGUUAUAAGAGUUUUCAAAGCAGAUCAGCAAAGUUGCUACAUUAUCAUCAGUAAAGACACUACAGCUAAAGAAGUAGUUUGUCAUGCUGUUCAUGAAUUUGGUUUGACUGGUGCAUCCGACACAUAUUCUCUUUGUGAAGUUUCUGUUACUCCAGAGGGUGUCAUAAAGCAGAGAAGACUUCCUGACCAGUUCUCCAAAUUAGCUGAUAGAAUUCAACUCAAUGGAAGUGGACCACUUUGCCAAGGAGCGGGAAGAACAAAGAAAUCGAAAAAGAGACGCUUGGCUGCUCAGAGCCGCGGGCGCUUUGCUCCCAUCUGCUUCCUCUUUCGCUUCGCUCCGGGCGGAGAAGCUGAAUGUGUAAUCAGCAGUGGAUUAUAUCCUUGGCUACAUCUACCUUCAUCAAUGGUGUGUUGCCAUCACAGUCACAGAGAUGCUCAAGAAACAUAUGAACAUAGGAAAAAAAUAUUUGUGCUUCUGGUAAGAGAAGGAAUUUAAUUUAACAAGAAAUGAAAUAUAUUUCAGAGCUACAAAAUUUUGAGGAUGCAGAGAAGUUGUACUUACUCUGCAGCUUAAGGUUCAGCUACUUAAGACUCACUCCUCAAAUAAAUGAUUUGAUGGUAAGUUCUGUGCAACAUUUAGAAAGUAUAUGUUUCUACCCACCUAUUCUAGUAUACUAAAUAUACUUUCAGUUAUUUUCAUGUUUUGUAUUUUAUCCUGAUGUACUCACUUAUAUUUUGGCUGUUGGCAAAGAAGUAAUUCAUAAAAGUUUACAAUGUAUUUUGAUACCCAGAUUGGCAAGACUUUGUCUACUACAUAAACAUUUUUGUAGUGUGUCAUGAUCUUAAAUACUGCAUGCAGGUGGGACUCAAAAAUGUUAUAACCCUGAUAUUUUAAUUAAUUUUUUACUUUAAAAUUUUUGUGAAAUUGGUAACCAUAGAAAGAGCUCACACAUUGCAGACAAUGAAUAUUCCUUUUCACAAACACUGUCACCAGGGCACAGACCUACUAUGGAUAGCCUUUGUCCCUUGAGAACAAGGCAGAGCAAGGGACAUUAGGGGAGAAGCAGGCAGCUUGUGCAGCCUGGGAACCUUCUGUUUGCUGCUUUCUUGUUCUUCUGACUGAAGGCCUGCACUGCCUGAUCCUGUGGACCAAUGCUCUGCUCUCUCUGUUUAAAUAAACAAAUAAACACUAAGAGAUAACUACAGAAAGUAUAUUGGAACAGGGGAAUCAACAAUUUUGUGCAGAAAGCUUUGGGCACAUUUUUUUUUUUUUUAAGUGUAAUCUGCCUGAAGUGUACAAAAUUAGAAAAGCAACAUGUGUUUGAUGCUUGGAAAGUGGGAAAGCUGCCAGUGAACUCUAUUGUCUGCUCUCUUGAAAAGUAACUUAACUGAAUGGAAUAUUUGCAAAAAAUUCAGGGCUAUUCAACAAGCCUUGUUAUGAAGUUGGUUGGCUAAUGAAGAUGACAUCAAGUUAUCCUUUAGAAUUUGAUGAACUAGUGAGUUAAGCAUGUGAGAAACAAAUAAUAUCUAGUGAGGAGUGAAAGUGUUCCUCCUAAAUGUACUAGUGUGAAUUAAGGUUAAAAAACAAAAGAACAACAACAAACGUGGAGCCAUGUUCUUAAUUCAAACAGUUCUAAUAAAGGUUCCUCAGUAGACAACAGGUAGUGGGUUAUAUUUGAAGAAUUUUUUUAGCCCUCUUGUUGCUAUAUUAUGAGUAAUAUUUUUUUCUCAUUAUGUACUUUUCUGCAAUGUAUGUGACCUAUUGUGAAAGUGUGUACAUUAACAAUAAACUGCUGUAUGUACUUAAUCGUUAAACAA